UCGCUCUCCACUAGCUUGCUUGCUUUGAUCAGCAGCGCGGCUGCUUCCGUUUUGUCCGCGCCCGCCCGCCACCGGCCUGCACCAAGACACCAUGGGCGUCUUCGCCGUCACCAAGGUGUCCGAGGGCCCCGUCCGGCCGUCCGCCGCGACGCCGUCGGAGACGCUGCCGCUCGCCUGGGUCGACCGCUACCCGACCCACCGCGGCCUCGUCGAGUCCGUGCACGUGUACCUCCACCACGACGGCGCCGUCCAGGCGCCGGUGCCGGUCGUCGACGGGGAGGUGGAGGCGGCCGCCCCAGGCGAGAAGAAGGUCAGGGCGGCGGCGAAGGCGAGGAAGCCUCUGGCGGCGGUCGUCCGCGGCGCGCUCGCGGACGCGCUGGUGCACUACUACCCGUUCGCCGGGCGGAUCGUGGAGGACACGCCGGGGCGCCCCGCCGUGCUGUGCUCCGGCGAGGGCGUCUACUUCGUGGAGGCCGCCGCCAACUGCACCCUCGCCGACGUCAACUUCCUGGAGCGGCCGCUGCUGCUGACCAAGGAGCAGCUCGUGCCGUGCCCGACGCCGGAGCAGUGGGCCGUCGAGCCACACAACAGCCUCGCCAUGAUACAGGUGACGACGUUCACCUGCGGCGGCUUCGUGAUCGGGCUGCGCACCAACCACGCGGUGGCCGACGGCACCGGCGCCGCCCAGUUCCUGAACGCCGUCGGCGACCUUGCCCGCGGCCUCCCGGAGCCGAGGGUGAAGCCGGUCGUCUGGGGGCGCGAGCGCUUCCCCGACCCGGACAUCAAGCCCGGCCCGCUCCCGGAGCUGCCGGUGCUGCCGCUCCAGUACAUCGCCUUCGACUUCCCGGCCGCCUACCUCGGCAAGCUCAAGGCGCAGUACGCGGCGUCCACCGGCGGCAAGAUCUGCUCCGCCUUCGACGUCGUCAUCGCCAAGCUCUGGCAGUGCCGGACGCGGGCCAUUGGCCCCGGCCCCGGCGCGGAGGUCAAGCUCUGCUUCUUCGCCAGCGUCCGCCACGUGCUCCAGCUGGAGAGCGGCUACUGGGGCAACGCCAUCUUCCCGGUGAAGGUGUCCGCGCCGGCGGAGAAGGUGGCGGCCUCGUCGGUGAUCGAGCUCGUCGGCAUGGUCCGGGAGGCGAAGCGCCGGGUGUCCGACGAGUGCCUCAGCUGGGCGGAGAGCCGCACCGGCGGCCGCGACCCGUUCCAGAUGACGUUCAACUACGAGUCCGUCUACGUCUCCGACUGGAGCAAGCUCGGCUUCAACGACGUCGACUACGGGUACGGCACGCCGUCGGCGGCCGGCCCGCUGGUGAACUGCGACCUCAUCUCGUCGGUCAUCGUCAUGAGGGCGCCGGCGCCGCUCGCCGGCACGCGGCUGCUGGCGAGCUGCGUCACCAGGGAGCACGCCGACGACUUCGCCGGCAGGAUGAGGGAGGAUCUCGUCUAGUGGCCGCCCAACACUAUUCGUCACGUACCCAAAUUUCAUGGAUUAUUUAAUAUUAUUGUUGCAGUGUUAUCUGUCGUGGUAUGCUUUUUUUUUCAUGAGAAAAAAAAUGUACGAGAAUAGGUAGGAUCGAGCUACCUAUAUCUCUGAUGAUUUCAACGUGAGAGCCUGAGAGGUGUAAAAACCCAUAACCUCAGUAGGUAGUGUGCUUUCUCAUCAGUAAGCCAUGUGGGUGUGUGUACCAUUCCAAGAGUGUUAUUACCAGUGAAAAAUGUUUACCCGUGUCAUUGUAUAUAUUUUAAAGUUGUUUGGGAAGAUUAAUUAUAUACUAAUGUAUGUUUGCAUA
This is a messenger RNA of Oryza brachyantha (malo sina), 1787 nucleotides long. RefSeq names its product acyl transferase 10-like. The coding region runs from base 92 to 1444 and encodes 450 amino acids. The record is from RefSeq and is a predicted model, not a curated record. The transcript is spliced from 2 exons. NCBI's taxonomy places the organism in Eukaryota, Viridiplantae, Streptophyta, Magnoliopsida, Poales, Poaceae.